AUGGAUAGACUUUUCAUAUGGAUAUUGCUUAUUUUAUCUGCUCUGACUGUGAACAGUCAAGUUAUAGAGCUGCCUUUUGGCAAGUUACGUGGGCGAGACAAUGGACCGUACUAUAGUUACGAGUCCAUACCAUAUGCAGAGCCGCCACUGGGAGAAUUACGGUUCGAAUCGCCCCAGCCAUACAGGCAAAAGUGGGAGAGUAUCUUUGAUGCCACCAAACCACCAGAACCAUGCAUGCAAUGGGAUCAACUUUACGAAAAUCCUGAAAAUAAGAGCAAAUUAGAAGGAGUGGAGGAUUGCCUCACAGUGAAUAUCUACACCCCGAAAGCAAAUAAGGGACCUCACCCGGUUAUAGUCAUUAUACACGGUGGUUGUUUUAUGUUUGGCGGCGUCAAAAACUAUGACAUAGGACGAUUUACAAGCUUGGGCAAUGCCAUAGUGGUGGCCAUAGCCUAUAGAGUGGGCCCUCUUGGAUUUCUAAGUGCUGAACACAAAGACCUAAGCGGUAACAACGGGUUAAAGGAUCAACGGUUGGCAUUGGAAUGGAUACAUGAAAACAUUGCCUUCUUCGGAGGAGAUCCUCAGAACGUUCUUCUCGUGGGGCACUCCGCAGGUGGCGCUUCUGUGAACUUUCAACUCUUGAGACCCGAUUUCCAUAGAUUAGCCAAGGCGGCUGUCUCUGUAAGUGGAGUGGCCCUUAAUCCUUGGGCUAUGCCAAAACAGGCUCGAGAGCGAGCCUUUGCCAUUGGCGACAUGCUGGGCUGUGAUCACAGAUACAUUGCAAAGAAGCUCAAAAAAUGUUUGCAAUCCAAGCCCGCUGAGGAUAUUGUCUCUACUGUGCAGCAAUUCCAGGUUUCGGGCUAUGUGCCUUUUACUAUGUUCGGCCCUGUGGUUGAGGAUGUGGCCGCACCAAAUGCUUUUGUCACCCAACAUCCCAGAGAGACAAUGAAGAGCGGAUCAUGCUCCCAAGUUCCUUGGCUUGUAACUUACACAAAAGAGGAUGGUGGCUAUAACGCCGCCACACUUUUAGAGAAAGAUCCCAACACUGGACAGGAGAUUAUAGAAGUUUUGAAUACACAAUGGUUAGACUUGGCGCCGCAUUUGCUCUUUAAUGGACAGCAGGGUCCGUCUACUUACGCCCAAUCGCUGGAGAUUCGUCAGCGCUAUAUGGGAAAUCGUUCGUUUAAUAUUGCUAACUAUCCGGCCUUGGAAAAGAUGUUUACCGAUGUGCUGUUCAAGGAUGGCAUUGAGGAGACAAUGAAACUGCAUCGGAAACACGGCCGCAGUCCUUUAUAUGCUUUCAUCUACGAAAAUCCGUUACUCUUCGGAGCAGGACAGAUUUUGUCAAAGCGCACUGACUAUCAGUUCGGUACUGUGCAUGGUGAUGACUUCUUCUUGCUUUUUCCACUCUUGAAUGUUGGAAAAGAGUUGCGUCCAAAUGAUCAAUCAAUAUUGGAUAAGUUUCACAAAAUGUUAAUUGAAUUUACCUUGAGUACGAGUGGUGACUUACAAUACGGAACAUGCCGUUUCAUUAACAAUAGCAACGAGCCGUAUCUACAAUUGAUGAACAUUACUAGUGACUCUUGCCAAAAUGUUGCAGUCAAAAGUUUACCUUAA
Molecule: messenger RNA, 1617 nt
Organism: Scaptodrosophila lebanonensis
Lineage: Eukaryota; Metazoa; Arthropoda; Insecta; Diptera; Drosophilidae
Product: esterase-5B-like
Exons: 3
Coding region: 1-1617 (538 amino acids)
Source: RefSeq, a predicted model, not a curated record